AUGAAUUUUUCAAAAUCACAAGAUAUUGUAAACGAAAUUGAAAGAAUUAAUGGUAUUUUAGUAAGCAAUUUUGUAAAACAUCAAGAUGAAAUUAAAAAAUUACAUAAAGAUAUUGAUGAAUUAUCAAAACAAAAGAAGGAAAUUGAAACUAAAUAUUUAAAUCUUUUAAAUGGAGGUAGUAAUAAUAAUGAUAAUUCACAACAUCAUCAUGACUCACUAAAAGAGAAUAAUCAUAUUAUUAAUAAAACAGCAUCAGAAAAUAAAACUAUAAAUAAUAAUAAUAAUAGUAAUAAUGAUUCACCAUCAACUUCAAUCGAUUUCUCAAAAGAGAAUUCAUUAAUAAUUAAAAAUCAAGAAUUAGAAAAUAAAAUUAAAAAUUUAGAACAAGAAAUUUUAAAAUUAAAUAAUAAUAAUGACACUGAACAAGAAAAUUUUGAAAAAGAAAUUGAAGAACAAAAACAUGAAAUUUCAAAAUUACAACAAUUGAUUAAUGAACAAAAACAAUCAAUUAAACUAUUACAAGUUUAUGAAUUUAAAGAGAGUAAACUAAUUGAAGAAAGGGAUUCAUUAUUAUCGAAAUUAGAAGUUUCAAAUAAUAGUUAUACUCAAUUGAAAGAGUUAUUGAUGGAAAAAGAUAAAACCAUUCAAGAAUUUAAAUUAAAGAUUGACCAAUUCGAUAAUAAUAAUAAUAAUAAUAAUAAUAACAACAACCCUGAUGUAAACUCACAAUUAUAUAAAGAUUAUCAAGCUUUACAAAUGAAAUCUGAUGAACAAACUGAAUUAAUUCCAAAGUUAGAGAUUCAAUUAGAGAGUGAAAAACAAGCAUUAAUUCAUCUUACCAAUCAACAUAAUGAGACUUUACAAGAGUUACGUACAAAAUCGGAUGCAUUAGAAUCAUGUAUUGAUAAAAUCGUUAAAUUAGAACAAGAGAAUCAACAAACCAUUCAAAAAUUAAAUGAACAAUCUGAAGAAUCUGAAAAAUUAUUUGAACAACAAAAAUUAAAAUUUGAACAAGAAAUUAAUCAAUUACAAAAUGAAAAACAACAACAACAACAAAAUGAAAAUGAAAAUGAAAAAUCUGAAAUUUUAGUAAAAGAAAUUGAUCAAUUAAAACAAUUACAAAUUUCAAUUGAAAAUGAAAAGAAUGAGCUUAAAGAAUCAUUUGAAAAGGAAUCAACAGAAUUAAAGAAACAAAUCCAACAAUUGGAACAAAAUAUUAGUAAUGAAAAUUUAAAUGAGAAACAAGAAUUAGAGAAUGAAAAACAACAAUUGAAAACUGAAAUUAAACGUUUAGAAGAUUCAAUUGAAAAUGAAAAACAAGUACUAAAAGAUACCUUUGAAAAAGAUUCUUUACAAUUAAAAAAUCAAAUUCAACAUUUAGAAUCUGUCAUUAAUAUUGAACAUAAAAAAGAAAAAGAAUUAUUUCAAGAGGAAUUUCAAAAUUUGAAAACUCAAUUAACUCAAUUACAAAAAGAAAAUGAAGAAUUAAAAAAUAAUAAUAAUAAUAAAGAAAAUGUUGAUGAAUUAAAUGAAAAAUUAAAACAAUUUCAAUCAAUUCAAAAAGAGAAAGAUGAAUUGAUUGAUGUAAAAAUUAAAGAGAUUGAAUCAAUUAAAUUGGAGAAUAGUGAAUUACAAAAUCAAGUAAAGGCAUUACAAGAGAAUGAACAAUUGAAUGGUAAUUCAUCAACUGAAAAAGAUUUAAAAAUUCAAUCCAUUACUAAUGAUCUAACUCAAUUGAAUGAGAAAAUUAAAAUAUUACAAUCUGAAAAGGAUCAACAAAUUGAAUCUUUAAAAAAUAAAUUAGAUGAUCAAGUUAAAGGUAGAAUAGAAUUACAAAGUCAUUUUCAACAAGAAAGAGAUUCAAAUAGAAAUCUUUUAGAUAGAUUACAAGAAAAAGAUUCUGAAUUGGAAACUUAUACUCAUUCAAUUACAAAAAUUAAAAAUCUUGAACAAUUAUCACGUGCUCAACAAGAUAAAAUCAUUCAAUUAGAAAACCAUAUUAAAGAAAUUUAUCAAGAUAAUGAUAAUGAUUCAUCAUCAACAAAUAACAAUAAUAAUAAUAAUAAUAAUAACAACAAUACAAAUGUAAGAACUUCAACAUCUUCUACAACUUCAAUUACAAAUGGUAUUAGAUUCAUUGAUUCAAAUUCUGAUCAAACUUUUCAUCAAGAACAAGAACAAGAUAGUGAUGGUAAUAUUACAACUAUUGUAGAUGUUGAAUCAAAUAGUAGUCAAGAAGAUCAUCAUGGUAAUAAUAAUAAUAAUAAUAAUAAUAAUAAUAAUAAUAAUAAUAAUAAUAAUAAUAGUAAUAAUAAUAAUUAUAAUAAUCAUUCUCAUCCACUAGCAACACCAGCUUCUAAAAAUGUAGUUGAUGUUAUUGAUGCUUUGAUUGAAUCUGGUACACCACCAAUUUCUUCAACUCAACCAUCAACUGAUGUUGAACCUUUAGUCGAUAUUAAUUUUAAAUUUGAAGAUUCAAAUGAUGAUAAUAAUAACAAUAAUGAUAAUAAUAAUAAAAGUAGCAAUCAAGAUGAUGAUAUGUUUUAA
This is a messenger RNA of Dictyostelium discoideum AX4, 2547 nucleotides long. RefSeq lists its product as hypothetical. The record is from RefSeq and is a predicted model, not a curated record. NCBI's taxonomy places the organism in Eukaryota, Evosea, Eumycetozoa, Dictyosteliales, Dictyosteliaceae. The transcript has a single exon. Bases 1 to 2547 code for a protein of 848 amino acids.